Messenger RNA from Carya illinoinensis, 1176 nucleotides. RefSeq lists its product as uncharacterized. Gene Ontology annotation, molecular function: nucleic acid binding. The record is from RefSeq and is a predicted model, not a curated record. The transcript has 3 exons. NCBI's taxonomy places the organism in Eukaryota, Viridiplantae, Streptophyta, Magnoliopsida, Fagales, Juglandaceae. The coding region runs from base 1 to 1176 and encodes 391 amino acids.
AUGGAGAGAGCAGGGAUAGAGAUGAUUAUGGACACACAGGCUUGGUUGAGCAGUCUGACUUUGGGAUCAUCAUUAAUAGAUCAGAUAAAAGUUGCCCAAAACAGUGAUCCAGGCUUAGUGAAGAUCAAAGGAGAGGUACCAGAAGACAAAAGGCCUGAAUUUUCAAUAUCUGGGGAUGGCACUCUGAGGUUUAAAGGAAAAAUUUAUGUUCCGAAUGUUAAAGAGAUUAGAGAUGUGAUUUUGAAAAAGGCUCACCGCUCACUCUAUACAGUUCACCCUGGUAGCACUAAGAUGUAUAGAGAUUUGAAGCAACAGUUCUGGUGGAGUGGAUUUCCUAAGGCACCAGGGGGUCAGGAUGCGGCAUGGGUGAUUAUUGACAGAUUGUCAAAGUCAGCUCAUUUCAUUCCAGUUCAGAUGACGUAUUCUACAGAAAAAUUGGCAGAGUUGUAUGUACGCGAAAUUGUCAGGUUGCAUGGAAUCCCUUCAAAGAUUGUAUCAGACAGGGAUAUCGUUUCACUUCAGUGUUCUGGAGAAGUUUACCAAGAGAGCAUUCAGGCGGCCCCAUAUGAGGUUCUUUAUGGUCGUAAGUGUCGGUCACCCCUUUAUUGGGAUGAGGUUGGAGAACGUAGAAUCCUUGGGCAGGAAAUUAUUCAAAAUAUGCGUGAAAAGAUAGUUGUCAUUCGGAAAAGGCUCGCCAUUGCGCAAGAACAACAGAAAAGGUAUGCAGAUCAGAGGUGUCGAGAGCUACAAUUUGAGGUAGGAAGCAAAGUAUUCUUGAAAAUUGCGCCGAUGAAGGGAAUCAUGAGGUUCAGAAAGAAGGGCAAGUUGAGUUCGAGAUAUUUUGGACCCUUUGAUGUACUGGAGAGGAUUGGAGCUACAGCUUAUAGGUUGGCUCUUCCACCACGGUUGUCUGCGAUUCACGAUGUUUUUCACAUCUCCAUGCUUCGGGAGUAUAUACCAGAUCCGACACACAUUUUAGAAUACGAACCUCUCCAAGUUCGCGAGGAUCUCACCUACGAGGAGUUUCCAGUUGGGAUCCUUGCACAAAGGACUCAAGUCCUCUGUAAGAAGACCAUUUCGAUGGUCAAAGUACUUUGGAGUAACCAUACGGAAAAAGAGGCUACAUGGGAACUAGAGGAGGACAUGAAGCACAAGUACCCAUACUUGUUUGAUUGA